CCCCUGUGCUGACGACGUCCGCGCCGCCAAAGCGUCGAGCUUGCUGUUCCGAUGUUUCGAGAGGCCGAGGCGGCCUGGACAAUUUCUUACCCCACAUCGUUGUUUUCUGUGCUGUGCGUUUUGACUGCAUUACGACUCUCGCCUCGCCGAACGAUUUUCAAACCCUGCGAUAACCACCGUAGCGAUCCCCGCGCGCUCCGAGUCCCGCUCUGCGUCCCGCGCGGCGAGACGUCGCGACACCCAUUCCGUUUCACCACUCUCCCCUCCCCGUCCCCCCGACAGAACAAGUCGGCAUGUCUCUCUUCGGCACCCCCUCACCGGAGGGGUCGCCCGACAUGCGAUCGAGCAACUUCGGCAACGGCAGGCCGUCUCUGUUCGAAGACGAACCGCCAAUGACUCGGUCGACCACCACGGCGCUCUUCGCGGACGACGAUGCCGGCUCCGACUCGCCCUGGGACAUGCCCACGCCCCGCAGGCAACAGACGCGCGCCGACGUGCUCCGCAACCUCCUCGCCAAUUCCACGGUACCCGACAGCUACAUUGACGUUUUCGAAAAGAUGGUCGCGGAAGAUGGCAGUGCAGGCCGCAUCAGUGCCGGCGGAGUCGCGAAAACACUGGCCGCCGCGAAGCUCGGCGCCGACGACCAGGCGCGGAUCAUGAGCAUUGUUGCGCCCGGCGGCAGCGCCGAGGACGUGUCUCUGGAUAGGAACCAAUUUAAUGUGCUGCUGGCCCUGAUUGGCCUCGCACAGGAAGGCGAACCGGUUAGUCUCGAUACGGUAGACGAGCGACGCCGGGAUCUCCCCCGGCUCAAGCUCCACGGUAUCGUCGACAGUACAUCAGCCCUUGCGCACGCAGAGGAGCUCGCGGCCAAGCCACCGCAACGACCCGCGACGCCGCCGAGAGCCCCCGACCCCGUCUCCCCGGCACGACACCGGAGCGUCAGGAAGCCGUCGAUGGAGUACCCCGAGGACCCGUGGAACACACCCGAUCUGCAUAGGAAUCACGAUCACGGCCCCGAGGCGCCGCGACUGAAUGGCCACGACCGCUCCUCGUCGGCGGGUCCUCCGAAUGGGAAUGCCUUCCCAACCGGCCCACAAGCGACUCUGCCGCGCCGGACCACGUCGACCUUUACCACCAACGUCCCGCCGUCGGGCGCGGGCUCCGUCGUCGAGGCGCCCGGUGCAUGGGGAGCCAUGGAUGGUAGGAACGCGCCAGCCACCGGUGGCGGGUUCAACGAGCAAUUGCAGAAUCCGGCUGCGCCGUUCGGCGGCAUCCCAACCGCCGGCGGGGCUUCUCAAGAGACGGCCGGUGUUCUACCCCCGGCGCCCGCUGCUGCCAACAGGACCAUUGGCGGCGGGCGGAAUGGAGCCCCCGUGCAGGAGCAUAUCAUCGUGACCCUGAUGCCAGAGAAGGAGGGCAUGUUCCUGUUCCAACACCAUAACUAUGAAGUAACGAGCACGAGGAGGGGAAGCAAGGUGAUUCGGCGGUACAGCGACUUUGUGUGGCUGCUCGACUGCUUGCACAAGCGGUAUCCAUUCAGAGUCCUACCCCUCUUGCCGCCAAAACGAGUCGCCGUCAACGGCAACCAUCUGUCCAACGAUGGCGCCUUCAUAGAGAAGCGGCGCCGUGGUUUGGCUAGGUUCCUGAACGCACUCGUUCGGCACCCCGUCUUGAGCCAGGAGCAGCUCGUCAUCAUGUUCCUGACCGUGCCUACCGAACUCUCCGUAUGGCGAAAGCAAGCGACCAUCUCCGUCCAAGACGAGUUCACCGGCCGCCCUCUGCCCCCGGGGCUCGAAGAUUCCCUACCGCCCUCUCUCGAAGAUCUCUUUGCCCGCACCCGCGCUGGUGUCAAGCGGAGCGCCGAGCUGUACAUCACGAUCUGCAACCUCAUGGACCGCCUGGUCAAGCGCACCGAGGGCGUGGCGGCCGACCACGCGCGGCUCGCCCUCUCGCUCUUGUCCCUCACGGAAGCGAGCGCCGACACGUACGCGACCGACACCAACGACGUGCCGCUGCUCAACGACGGCCUGCAGGCCAUGAGCCGGCACCUUCGCACGGCGCAGAGCCUCAUGGAGGACGAGUCGCGGGCUUGGGAGUCGGGCGUCCUGGAGGACCUCAAGCGUCAGCGGGACGCCCUCGUCAGCUUGCGGGACCUCUUCGACCGCAGAGAGCGGCUCGACAAGGACAACAUCCCCUAUCUCGAGAAGCGCAUCGCCGCCAACGAGAGCAAGCUGGCGUCGCUGCGGGCCAAGCCCGAAGGGCUGGUCAAGCCAGGCGAGAUCGAGAAGGUCGUGGAGGCGAUCAUCAAGGACAAGGAGUCGAUCGUCAACCAGCACAACCGCUCCGUGUUUGUCAAGGAGUGCCUCCGGGACGAGCUGAUCUACUUCCAGCAUACGCAGUACAAUGUCUCGCGCUGGAACCAGGACUGGGCACAGGAGCGGAUCAAGUACUCCGAGAUGCUGGCCGACAAUUGGCGCCGCCUGCUCGACGGCCUCGAGGGGAUGCCGCUUGGCGACUAAUUAAGCCCUACCAGGUACGCCGCGAUCGGUAGGAUGACGGACCGCCUGAAGAGAGAGUUGGGACAACGUUAGGGACCACGAGGCGAGAUGGGUACGGCCCCGGUAUAUAAUCGUCGGGAGAGCAGUUAAUGUCUGCUUCUUUCUUUCUUUUUUUUUUUUGAGUCCCUGUUUUACAGUUCAUACCAUCAUCAUCGCCGGCGGAGUUUCUUUUUCUUCUGUUUAGGCAGCACUGCAUGAGUGGUGGAAUGGGCGGCAGGCUAUAUAUGUAACUACCUGGGUACUCCGUAGCAGGAUCUGAGAUUGCGAUACCCCCUUAACCCCCC
Thermothelomyces thermophilus ATCC 42464 is the source of this 2842-nucleotide messenger RNA. RefSeq lists its product as uncharacterized. The transcript is spliced from 5 exons. Gene Ontology annotation, biological process: protein targeting to vacuole; retrograde transport, endosome to Golgi. Gene Ontology annotation, molecular function: phosphatidylinositol-3-phosphate binding. Lineage: Eukaryota; Fungi; Ascomycota; Sordariomycetes; Sordariales; Chaetomiaceae. The coding region runs from base 294 to 2519 and encodes 741 amino acids. The record is from RefSeq and is a predicted model, not a curated record. Gene Ontology annotation, cellular component: endosome.